Histoplasma capsulatum G186AR is the source of this 1387-nucleotide messenger RNA. RefSeq lists its product as uncharacterized. The transcript has 7 exons. Gene Ontology annotation, biological process: inner mitochondrial membrane organization. Lineage: Eukaryota; Fungi; Ascomycota; Eurotiomycetes; Onygenales; Ajellomycetaceae. Gene Ontology annotation, cellular component: mitochondrial inner membrane. The coding region runs from base 1 to 1170 and encodes 389 amino acids. The record is from RefSeq and is a predicted model, not a curated record.
AUGAGCUAUUCCAUCAGGAAUUCCUUCCGGCCUUUGAUCCGGAGCAAAGGCGUAUGGCGAAAGCCCGCCCGCCGUGUUGACCAGAGCUGGAUACAUAUCCAGCAGCUCCAGUCCGCUGAGCCAGGUCUCGUCAAUGGUAGUUAUCUUCCCGCUUCGACUACAGCUAAUUCGGCUUCAUCUCCCGAUGCCAAGUUCCAAGUCCUCGGUGCCCCGUAUUCUCUCCUCUCCGUCACACUCUCCGCAUCGCAGAACCUAUAUACACGGCGCGGAACUCUAGUUGGACUAAGUGGAAAAGCAGACAAUGUCGUUUCGACUUUACGUCUCUUAGAACCAGGUCGCCGGGCUUUACUCAGGAUCCCGUUCCUAUAUCAAAAGAUUUCCUCCACGAGCCCAAUCACUGCUUUGGUAUCAACACGCUCCGCCUGUACCACGUUCUCAGUGGUUGAAUUGAAUGGUUCUGUCGAUUGGAUGAUCACACAGGAGAAAGCCUUGCUGGCUUGGACAGGCCACACUUUGAGAAUUAUACCGAAACUCGCUAAGCAACUAAGUUUGUCACACUGGGGUAAUUCGGAGGUAACAGGUCGCGGAUUGCUAGCUCUCGUUGGCACCGGCCAGUUCUAUUCGGUCGAAUUGAAGGCAGGGGAACAAUACAUCUCUCAUCCAAGUAAUGUUGUCGCAUAUACUAUCACCGCUGCCUCGCCACGUCCCUACCGGUUUAAAUCCACCAUUCUACCGUUCCAGAUCCCCAGCAUUGGGUUAGGACAGCGUUUGUCAGAUUCAAAUUUCAUAAAGAAUAUGUCUGAUACGGACACAUGGAAGGCCUCAUUGAAGCUAUGGCACACAAUUCGGACAUGGACCUGGAGAACCAUUUUGGGCGACCGAUUAUUCUUACAAUUUGACGGACCGGCUACGAUUCUGGUACAAUCUCGCGCUUCAAGAAUUGCCGACGCCUUGACUACUCAGCAAGUUAACGAGAUCGCCGAUGCUCCGCCAGGUGUUACUCAAGAGGCUGUGCGCAAAGCAGCAGCGAAAUCGGGUGAAGCGGAGGCCGCUCCGAAGGCCAAGGAUGAUUUGAUAUCCAAGACUGCGGUAUCUGGUCAGAGCUUUGCAAGCGUCAUGCGUGACGGAAAAGUCGAAUUCCACCAAACUGGAGAUAGCCAGCGAAAAUAAAAUGCUCGCUACUAUAUUCUGUUAUUGUUAUUCAUCUGGGCCGUGUACAUAUAUAUAUGUUUUUUAUCUUCGGACGCCGAGUUCCUUACAUAUCACUUGCUUUUUACUUAUGUCAAUGUAUUUCACACGCCACUCUCUGUGAUCAUGGCGCUCAUAACAAGAAACAUUUAUGGAUAACAUUGCUAAGUAUGCAACUUCUGGGAGUCCUUAAGCAACC